Molecule: messenger RNA, 1046 nt
Organism: Synchiropus splendidus (mandarinfish)
Lineage: Eukaryota; Metazoa; Chordata; Actinopteri; Syngnathiformes; Callionymidae
Source: the annotation of a RefSeq genome assembly
AUGACCCCUUUUAUUUUACCCGUUAUAGCAUUCAGCCUUUUACUAGGAACUUUAAUUACUGUCACAAGCUCAAACUGACUCCUAGCAUGAAUGGGCAUUGAAAUUAAUACACUAGCAAUUAUUCCUCUAAUAAUUCAUAACCAUCACCCCCGAGCAACCGAGGCCACUACCAAAUACUUUAUUGUACAAGCCGCUGCUGCCGCAAUAAUUCUAUUUUCUGCAGUUGUAAAAGCAUGAACUACAGGAGAAUGAAUUAUCAACCCCUUCUCUGAGCCCCUCUCAACUUCCCUUCUCAUCCUAGCAUUAGCACUAAAAUUAGGAUUAGCCCCUUUACACUCAUGACUUCCUGACGUACUUCAAGGACUAGACUUUAACACUGGCAUAAUCUUAUCCACAUGACAAAAAAUUGCCCCCAUAACACUACUUCUACAGGCUGGCAAAACAGAAAUACCUCUAAUACUAGCACUAGGCAUCCUUUCAGUACUUAUAGGGGGCUUAGGAGGCUUAAACCAAGUUCAAACCCGAAAAAUCAUGGCUUAUUCCUCUAUCGCCCACUUAGGCUGAAUAACUGCAGCCCUGCCACUAGCCCCUCACCUUACACUAAUAGCCCUUACACUUUAUAUCUUAACUACCUACUGCAUGUUUUCUAUCCUACUAUUAACGGGAGGAAAGACCAUCAACACAUUAGCCAUCUCCUGGGCCAAAAACAAUGCCAUUUUAGUCUCUACGCCUAUUCUUCUUUUUUCCCUUGGAGGUCUCCCACCCACACUAGGCUUCGUCCCAAAGUGAUUUAUUCUUAAAGAGUUGACAGCCCACAACCUAACAAUCGUUGCCCUUAUAAUCGCAAUAUUUUCUCUCCUUAGCCUAUACUUUUACAUCCGCUUAUCAUAUGCCCUAACCCUGACAAAAGCCCCUAACGCAGUCACAGGGAUACCUAUAUGACGAUUACAACUAAAAUCGCAAGAUGCCCUACUUAUGGCCGUAGUAGUCCUAGUUCUUAUCUUCUUACCAGCCAGCCCAGCAGCACUUGCCCUAUUUUUGACCUA